Messenger RNA from Colletotrichum chrysophilum, 1917 nucleotides. RefSeq lists its product as uncharacterized. Gene Ontology annotation, molecular function: GTPase regulator activity. The transcript is spliced from 3 exons. Gene Ontology annotation, cellular component: cytoplasm; nucleus. Bases 1 to 1917 code for a protein of 638 amino acids. The record is from RefSeq and is a predicted model, not a curated record. NCBI's taxonomy places the organism in Eukaryota, Fungi, Ascomycota, Sordariomycetes, Glomerellales, Glomerellaceae.
AUGGACGCCUUACUCGCAAAACUGGGAGCCCAGGCCAUGAAUAUGGCCAUACGGUCAGGUAUAGCUCUGACCUCGACCUACGCUUUUUCCCAGUGUUCACGCCUGAUGAAGACGGUGGAUGACAGAGCUGUCCGUUCGGAGCUGAAGAAACUCCAGAAAACCCUCGACAGCAACAUUAAGGUCGUCUCUCCAGCCAUUGAUCUUGUUGAAUUCAAGUCUGGAAGAGGCAAUGCCUUCUUGGAGUCCGCUUUACCCCUGGCCAAGGGCCUUCAUCAGGACAUCAUCGCGCUCGGCCGUCGCGUAGAGCAGGCUGCUGAAGCAGGAGAAGCGCCUCAUGCCGCCGUCCGGCGCAGCAUCGAUGGAGAGCAGCAACUUGCCGAACUGAAGGCCAUCAUCAACGACAUGAAAGAUCUCCUCGCCCGUAUCGACAGAGAUAUACCGCUCUUGCACAUGGCUAUCACUGCGUCGGGUGAGAGUCUAAACUCGUCAAUGUCUCCCAGCAUAUCUCCGUCUAGACUGUUGCAAGCCGGCAUGUUUCUGACAUUUGGAGACACUCAAUAUGCUGCCGACCCAUCCCGGCCGGUACAGAUAGGUCCGGCUUUCACUUUGUCCCUUUACAUGCUGUUCAUCGGCCACGCUGCACCACAUCCCAAAGACCGACUGGAGAAAUUGGAAACCCAUCCGAGCACACCUCAAAAACCGCCGCGCAGCCCUCUUGGAGUGUCGACGGAGGCAUAUGGGUUCGAAGAGGGCGACAGGAAACCAGUGUGGCAGGAAGUCAUCCACAAAGCCAGAGUACGACUGUGCCGGACACCAAUGGACCACAUUUUUGAUGCCAACAAAGGUUUUCGAGCGGGGCGUACAAGGGGCCAGACCUUCGGUGAAUCUCACCCCUUUGGUCCGUCUCGUCCCAUGGGGCAGCACAAUGAGUACGCGUACCACUUGGAGAUUAUCGAGGACCUGGACGACGGCCGUGUCCAUGACGAAUUGGAUGCCCAUGCGGCCGCCUACGACGAUAUCAGCUGCGCAGGUAUACGGGAAUCCAUACCAAUUCACCAAAUUGCAAAAAUAUUCUAUGCCGACACGGGCAGGAUUCUAAACAUUGGUAGCGAUGGCCUGGACAACAACCCGGUUCUUUUGUUGAAACGGGACAUACUUGCAAAGCCACCGUCACAGGUCCAGGAAGAGAUGAUGGCAUAUAGCGACGAUCCUGCAUCUAGGACGGCGUCCGAGACUGGAAGCAGUUUUGGUGACCAAGACGAACAGGAUGACAUUGACCGGCAACUCCGCGAAGAGAGCGCUGCGCUUGACACCCUGGAGGAACUACCUAAGUCGCCAAUGACUCCACUCACGAGGCAAUUUCCGAGCCAUCUGGAUCCUGAAUGGAUUGCCUUGGAGGUUUUUGAAGAAGACGAGGCAGAGAGCAGCGAGACGGAAGACGAAGAAUUUGUGGAAGAGGGAGGAAAGUUUCUCGGAGUGUCGCCGACAACGUCUGCUGCUACACCGCCUGCUGCCAACUCCCGGAGAGCAAGAUCCUCGUUAGACUCGAGGCUCGUAGCCCAGAUCCAAAACAUGUCUAUGCAAUCGUCGUCUCCAGUUAGAGACGUGCGCACGCCCCCGCAUCCCUACACUCAAGACUUGGCGCGUCGUACAAUGGACAAUACGGAUUCUUUUGUGCAGCGCUCGCCUUUCGGCGCGGUGACCACAUCGUUGUCCCUGAUGGAGAUGCUCAUCAGGCUUACAAGUUUGCAAGAAUUCCAGCAAGCGUCACAUCUAACAAUUCACGACCACAUCCUGACAUUUUUCCUUGAAGAGACAUCGACCACCGGAUUAAGAGGAGAGGAACAGCUGCGGGCUAGAACGGAAGCGAAGCGGCGUGUUGGUUUUGAUCCAUACACUGAUACCCCAUCUAGAUGA